Molecule: messenger RNA, 1776 nt
Organism: Eimeria tenella
Lineage: Eukaryota; Apicomplexa; Conoidasida; Eucoccidiorida; Eimeriidae
Exons: 6
Coding region: 1-1776 (591 amino acids)
Source: RefSeq, a predicted model, not a curated record
AUGGCCCUGCGGCUAAUGGAGCAGCUGCUGCAGCUGCUCCAUUUGCUGCUGCUGGCGCUGCUGCUGCUCUCCGCCCCACACCUUCAGUUUGUCAGCAGCACAGCAGCAGCUGCAGGCCCCGAGCAAAAGCCCACAAGCUUUUCUCUGGGGGGCCCCUGGGGGGCCCCCAGAGGGGCCCCCUCAAAGGCCCCCUGGGGAGCCCCCAUGAGGGCCCCCAGAGGGGCCCCCCACGGGGUCACAAGGUGGGUACUCACGGGGGCCCCCAGGGGGGCCCCCUUAGGGGCCACUGGGGGGCAGCAGGACCCUCUUUUUGGGUCCAGUGCUGCAUGCAAAGCAGCAGCAGGGGGCCCCCUGUCUUUUCUGUGGGCCCGGGGGGGCCCCCCGGGGCCCCUGGGGCCCCAGCUGGCGGCAGCAGCAGCAGCACCCAGGGCAAAACAGUGGCAGCCACUGCGGCCAGCCGCCGCUGCUGCUGCUGCUGCUGGUGGUGAAGGUGCUGCUGCUGCUGCUGCUCCCGCGCCGGUCUUCGAGCCGUCGAGCUCCGAGAGAGCCAGCGUCUCAGAAGGGCAGCCACCUGCUGCUGCUGCUGCUGCUGCUGCUGCUGCAGACUGGCAGCAGCAGCGGAGCGAGAAGGCAGCAGCACUGCAGUACCGGCAGCAGCAACUCGAGGAGCUGCUGGGCCUUUCCGAUGAAGUCGAGAGGACCCCCUCAGGGAUGAGCGACGAGGAGUUUCUGGAGGUGUUGGGGCUUCCUGCAGGUGUGGGGCCCCGGGAGGUGGCGGGGGCCCUUCAUAAGUGGCGGCAGCAGCAGCAGCAGCAGCAGCCCGUGUCUGCUGCAGCGCAGCAGCUGCACAGCAAGUGGCUGGAGCUGAUGGAAAGGGCUUUGCUGCAGCAGCUGCAGCAACGGGAAAGCAGCCAGCAGCGCAGCAGCAGCUGGACGCGCGGGCUGCAGCAGCUCUUCUUCGGAGGCGCUGCGCUCUCCGCAGCAGCAGCAGCAGCAGACGACGACCUUGCGCAUGCGCCCAGCGAGCUGGACCCGGCCUACGCAGAAGGCCUCGGACUUCCGAAGGCUUUUGGGGCUUUGGCUGCUCAAGUCCGCGAGGAGCAGCAGCAGGCCCAGAGGGCCCCCAGCUUCCUGCAAAAGCUGGGGUCCUCGGCGAAACACUUUCUCCCGCUGCUGGCAGCAGCAGCAGCAGCACCUCGAGCAGCACCCACAGCCCUCCUGGCUGCGGGGGCCCUCGCGGCCCGCCUCAUCCGCGGCCAGCCGCCGCGGCCGCAGACCCAGGGCCCCCCCACCUCCCCAGGGGCCCCAGAAACCUCAGAGGCCCUGGGGGCCCCAGGGGCCCCAGGGGCCCCAGGGGCUCUGGGGGCCCCCGGGGCCCCAGGGGCCCUGGGGGCCCCGGGGGCCCCGGGGCAGCAGCCGCUGCGCGCGCUGUGUCAGAUUGCGGGGGUUUUGGGGCUGCAUGCGCUGGUGGGGGGGGCGUCGGCCUAUUUGUGCUGGAAGCUGGCUGGUCUGGGCGCGUGGGUCUCUCUGCGGGGCCUAGCUGCGGGCUCCGUCAUAGCGCAGUGGUGGCUGGCGUCUGCGCUGCACCGCCUGCAGCCGUCUGCUGCUGCUGCAGCGCAGCAGCAGCAGCAGCAGCAGCAGAGGCUGCUGCCGGGGCUGGAAGCUGCUGCUGCGGAAAGCCCCGAAGACAUGGAAGCUCUGGAGGCGCGAGAAGGAAAAGAGUGGCUUUUUGAUGACCCAGAAUUUCCGCUGAGGUUCAGAGACGAAGACAACUGA